GAGGAGUUGAAGCAUUGGUAAGUUUACUUGAUUCAAAAGUAGAACACGUCCUGGUAAACACAGUCAACGCCCUUCGCGUUUUAGUUGAAGCAAACAUGGAAAACCAGACUAAAGUUGCUAACAGCGAUGCAGUAUCUGUACUAAUAGAUCUACUGGGUACUUACUCCAAGAAGCUUCAAGCCAACACGGCUGCUUGCCUGUCUGCAUUAGUCAAGCACCACCUUGACAAUCAAAAUAUCGUCAUUGCGAAAGGUGCUGUUCAACCACUAGUCAAGCAGCUUCGUAACACCAGCUCAUUGUGUCAAGUGAAAGCUGCCAGUGCUUUAGAGUCAUUGGCUGAGGACAAUCCUGAAGCGCAAGGGAUUAUUGAUCAAGCUGAUGCAGCCAAGCCUUUGAUAAGACUGCUGAAGGUCUGGUCUAUUGAGGUCAAAGAGCAAGCUGCCGGUGCAUUGUGGGCACUAGCAGGGUCAAAGCACCAUCAACAGCAGGUCAUAGCCAGUCUUAUUGGUGUCAAUGUGUUAGUGGAUAUGUUGAUGCUCAAGUCAGAAGUGCUACAGUAUAUUUCAGGAAUGGCGAUCAUUGCACUCGGAACGGAAAACAUCGAAAAUCAGAACAAAAUCGUUGCUGGUGGCGGUGUGCAGCCAUUAGUGAGAUUACUGAGAUCUGGAAAAACCUCAGAAAAGGUUCUUUUGAUGGUAAUUCGUGUGUUGGGAAUACUUUGUGUUGGACCUGCACAUCAGUCCAACAAGUCAACACAGAUGGAAAUCGCUAAUGCAGAAGCCUUGAUAACACUCGUUAAGUUACUCAGAAAUUCCAAAGUUUCUCUUGUUCAGGUUGAAACUGCAAUUUGUAUUGCUAAAAUUGUUUUGAACAACAACCAAACACAAAAGAUUUUAUCGGAGCAGACCAAGUUCACAGUGGUUGACAUCAUGCACUUACUGAAGGACACUGACCAAGAAGUUAGGCUCAAAGCGGGAAUGGCGCUCUCCACAUUUGGAUACAAUAACACUGGUCAGCAGUAUGCUAUCAAAAAGGCUGGAGGAUUACUUCUGAGUUCAUUUGAAGAAUUCUUAUCAUCAGACGAAAACUUGCACCAGGCACACGCGGCCUUUCAGAUCAUUAUCCUUGCGCGUGUGAUAGGAGACUGUGACCAAGUGACGUUGACAGCACGUGGGGUUGAGAUGCUGGUGUCGUUGCUUCGUUCAGAAGACGACGCGACGAAAGUGUUGGCCGCAAGUCUGACGGCAAGUCUUGGUCAUUCUCGUGCAGGGAUUCCUGACGCCCUCAUUACAGCAGGUGCUGUAGAAUCGUUGCUAAAAAGCUUGUUUUCCGAAAACGAUCGAGUUCGUAUCAGUGCAGCUGUUGCCCUGGGGUAUCUGUCGUUUAAUCGUACGGCAGAACGAAUGAUGCUGGUAUCGUGUCGCAAUACACCAGGGCUGUUUGAUGCUCUAAUAUCAAAUCUAGGCGGUGGAAAAGUUGCCAUGGUAUUUAUUGAUGAUUGGAAAGAGACCAAGUCUGUUGGACUUCCAUCAGAAAGUCUUGAGAUCAACGGAGGACCACCAGUUCCAACAAAGCUUCCACAUGGGGAGG
Exaiptasia diaphana is the source of this 1590-nucleotide messenger RNA. Its product is annotated as ankyrin and armadillo repeat-containing protein. NCBI's taxonomy places the organism in Eukaryota, Metazoa, Cnidaria, Anthozoa, Actiniaria, Aiptasiidae. Gene Ontology annotation, molecular function: protein binding. The record is from RefSeq and is a predicted model, not a curated record.